Messenger RNA from Arabis nemorensis, 321 nucleotides. Lineage: Eukaryota; Viridiplantae; Streptophyta; Magnoliopsida; Brassicales; Brassicaceae. The record is from the annotation of a GenBank genome assembly.
AUGGAAGACGUGAACGCCGGGGAUGAGAACUGGAGAGACAAAGGAAUCGAGGGACUCGCCGUGAAAUUGACAAGAUUUAAAGGACCACUUCUUCCCAAAGCUGUGGCGGCGAGAAAAGAGAAAGCUCUGGAGUUGGGAAAUGGCGAUUGCAAAGUAUGGAUUGGUAUGAUGGGUAAAAAAAAAUCUCAUGAAUCUUCACCAUCUCCGAGAUCAAGGCCUCGCCGUCGUUUGCAUCGCCGAUCCUCACCCUCCCUCACAGCUUCUGGCCACUCCUUUGGCUGGGAACUCAAGGUAUUCUCUUUUCCCGAUAAUCAAACUUAG